Messenger RNA from Paramuricea clavata, 2091 nucleotides. NCBI's taxonomy places the organism in Eukaryota, Metazoa, Cnidaria, Anthozoa, Malacalcyonacea, Plexauridae. The record is from the annotation of a GenBank genome assembly.
AUGGACAAUGUAGAUGAAAAACUAACCAUUUUUAAUGAAAUAUUUUUAAAUACAUUGGAUAAACACGCCCCAGUAAAGACCAUAAAAGUACGCGGAAAAUCUUGCCCAUUUAUCACCCCGGAAAUAAAAGCAUCCAUGAUCAAAAGAGACCAGCUCCACAGUCUUUUCAGGAAAACACGUGAUCAUUAUGAUUGGCUUAAUUUCAGAGAGGCCUGCAAUUUUACAAAAACCGCACUUGUUAAUGCACAGAAAGAAUAUGUACUGAAGGAAGUUCAGCAACACAGAAACAAUACUGGGUCACUUUGGAAGGUAAUUAAAGAAAAUAUAGCGUAUAGGGAAAGAGAGUCAGUGGUCUACAGUAAGGAACCGAAAUUAGUGGCCGAAGAGUUUAAUCAUUUCUUUUCCACCAUCGGUGUGAAUGCAGCAAAGAAAGCCUCAACACUAAUACAAGAUCUUAGUGUUUAUCCAGCUCGGAAUCUUUCUGACGUAAAUCGCACAGAUAACAGCUACCCUGAAGAAAAUGAUAGAUUUAGUUUCACCCCAGUCUCUUGUUCAGAAAUAAGGAACAUCAUAUUAGCUAUGCCGUCAAACAAAUCACCCGGCAAAGACAAAGUGAGUAUGCGUGUCAUCAAACACAGCCUACCGGUAAUUCUUGGGCCCCUCACCGAUAUCAUUAAUUGCUCACUGUCGUCAUCUUCGUUCCCUAUAGCAUGGAAAGAGGCAGACGUUAUCCCUUUGUUAAAGGAUGGAAACCACGAGGAAGCAUCAAAUAACCGCCCACUUUCUCUCCUUACCUUUCUUUCGAAAAUUUGUGAAAAAGUCGCCUUGAAUCAAUUUGGUUCGUAUCUAAUGAAGAACAAAAAAUUGUCAACCCACCAGAGCGGGAACAAGAGACAUCACUCAUGCGAAACAUUGAAUCUUUUGACCGGAGAUACUAUCCUAAAGGCCAUGGAUGGGAAAUUGGUUACUGCACUGAUUCUAAUAGAUCUAUCUAAAGCUUUCGACAGUGUAAAUCAUACUUUUCUCCUUACAAAACUUAGCAACGUCGGGGCUUCUCCAAGCGUUGUAAAAUGGUUUGAGAGUUACUUGACCGGAAGAACUCAAUCAGUCAGAAUUGGAUCAACUGUGUCUACUCCUCUCCCUGUUUCUUAUGGUGUACCACAGGGUGCAAUUUUAUCACCUUUACUUUUUAGUAUUUAUACUAACGAUUUGCCCUCAUCAGUCCACCAUAGUAAACUUGAAUCGUACGUGGACGACUCCAAGAUAUUACUAUCUUUCACUGUGGCUAACGUGGACUGUUUAAAGCAACAACUUGAGGAAGACUUGUAUUUGAUUGCAAACAGUUGUUCCGAAAAUGAAUUGCUUAUUAACCCGGGAAAGACCAAAUACAUGCUGAUUGGCACACGGCAAAACCUACAACAACUUCCCGUAGAUAUGACCAUAAACUUCCUCAACGAGACUAUUACCCCCGUCUCCUUUGCCAAAGAUCUAGGAAUGACAAUCGACUCUUAUUUGACAUAUGACCAGCACAUCACCAACCUGGUUUCUUCAUGUAUGAAUUCCCUGUGCCAAAUAAACCGAGUCAAAAAAUGUUUCGAUAAAGAAGCUUUAACUCUUAUCGUCUCGGCACUUGUAAUGAACAAAAUGUUCUAUUGUUCAACGGUUUGGUCAAACACUUCGUCUACCAACAUUAAGAAACUACAGUUGGUACAAAAUUUUGCAUACAUGAUAAUAACAAAUAUUGGAAAGUUCGACCAUAUUUCGCCGGGCUUACGCGAACUUAACUGGCUCCCAGUAAAGGAACAAUUACUACUAAGAGAGGCUAUUAUGAUGUACAAAUGUGUCAAUGAACUUGCUCCACAUUAUUUGAGCGAUUUAUUCACAAAACGUUCUGACAUUUAUCAACGAGAUACACGUAGCCAUGACUCACUGCAAAUACCAUUGUACAAAACUUCUGCAGGUCAAAGGUCCUUUCAUUAUAGAGGCGUUACACUCUGGAAUGAUUUGGACAUAAAGUACAAAAAGUUAUACUCCCUAAAAACUUUCAAAAACGAACUGAAGCGAAGCAUGCUAGAACAAAUAUAUAAGUAG